Messenger RNA from Desarmillaria tabescens, 1998 nucleotides. RefSeq lists its product as uncharacterized. The transcript has 2 exons. Gene Ontology annotation, biological process: transcription by RNA polymerase III; DNA-templated transcription initiation; transcription preinitiation complex assembly. NCBI's taxonomy places the organism in Eukaryota, Fungi, Basidiomycota, Agaricomycetes, Agaricales, Physalacriaceae. Gene Ontology annotation, cellular component: transcription factor TFIIIB complex; transcription preinitiation complex; nucleus. Gene Ontology annotation, molecular function: RNA polymerase III general transcription initiation factor activity; RNA polymerase III type 3 promoter sequence-specific DNA binding. Bases 1 to 1998 code for a protein of 665 amino acids. The record is from RefSeq and is a predicted model, not a curated record.
AUGUCUCCCUGCAAUCAAUGCGGCGCCAGCACCGUAUGGGACGACGAUGCAUCCUCGGCUAUUUGCACCAUCUGCGGUACUCUCGUAGAUUCGUCACAGUCCGUUCUUUCGUCAAUACCCGAUUACCAGGCUGCCUCAUCGUCAUGGAAUCCUUCUUUUCUUCCAAAAUCGACCCUCAAAUCCCUCCGGAAUCCCAAUUGGCAGCUUGCCGGGCAAGGAAAGGAAGCAAGGGACAGGCAGAAUUCCCCAUGCACUGAGUUCAUCAAUUCGCUGGCAAAUAUACUUUCCGUCCCAACAUUGUCUUCCCGAGCCACUACUUUGUUCACCCAGGCUAUGGCUGCAGGCAAUUUUAGGUGGGGAAGGAAAGCAAAGCUUGUAGCAGGCGCCUGCCUGUCUAUCGCUCUUCGUGAAUCCAAGAGGCCUGAUUUUCUUCGAGACAUCGCCUUUCUCCUGGAUCAGCAUUAUGCCCACCUGACACGCGUGCUGUCGUCCAUCCUGUCCUUGCUUAACGUUUCUCUCACAUCAAGUGACCCCUUCUUUCACGUAUCAAAUCUUCAGUCACAUCUUUCUUCGGUCAUCCAGGACCAGGUGGAAGCCAUUAAUUUGCCUCCCUCCCUUGUCACCGUGAUUAGGCCUUUAUCCCAAACCUCUGUUACCAACACUUGUCGCUCUCUAUCUGAUCUCUUGGCCCGAAUGUCGCCCUCAGACCCAGCCCCUGCCACCCAGAUACAUGGUACAGCUUGCGCUAUCUUUAUGCUUGCACUUGAAGCUGAAGCUCGCGCAACUUUACCAAGUCUAGGUGAACUCGGUGCAUGCCUGGCUGCCAGAUGCUCCGUGGGCAAAGGUCUCGUCAUGAACAGAUAUAAAGCUAUUCAGGGCGACAUUGUUACCAUGAUGGAAGGUAUCCAGUGGCUUGAUCAGUACCAAAAGAAGAAUAACGGUCGAGCAAAAGUUUCAAAGCGGUUGCUUGUGGCCCGCGGCCUUCCCGAUGUGCUCUCCUGGCAGGAUGAAAUUUGGAGGAAAAAAAUUGAGGAACAAGGACGUCCCAUCGUUGAUCUUGAUUGCGAUUGUGACGAGGAUGUGGAUCUGAACGAUCAUGAAAUCGACCAGGCUAAUUUCGCUUGUUCCCAUCCGACUUCCGCUUCUACCCAUGAGUUAAACAUCCGACCGCGUAAGAAGCAAAAAACACGACAUGCUCUCUCCGAAGCCAGUCAAUUUUUACUCGACCCUCUUUCGGGUUCACUUCCGUUAUCUGCUCUAUCCGUUAAAUCUUCCGUUACUGAACAUGCCCAUGGAAAUCUCCACAGAAACAACGAGCCACAGGAUCUCCAUACAUAUCUUCCACUCACAUCAUACCUUCUUGCUGCCCCACUUACAGCCCUCCAGUCGUCAAAAAAGCCUACCCGUCUCCAGCUCUUGUCAGUUGCUCGCGGAGGCGCUAGUACGUCCGAUGUUGACGACGACGAGCUAUUUGAGGAUGGGGAGCUAGAAGGACUUAUGCGCACAGAAGAAGAAAUCCAAGACUUGAUAGAAAUAUGGGAGCGGGAGAAGUUGAUGGAAGUCGAGUCCGACCAGGAACGGCGAGCCCACAAAACAAAGAACAAAGCGAAGAUUAGGUACAAAGGUGGUAAGGAGAAUAACGAGAACGACCAUGAAUCAUUCGUAGGUUCGAAGAAGGUCAACACCGAUGCUCUGGCCCGAUUCAUGGCGGACGACUACGAUGAUAUGCGGGAUGACGAUUCGGAAGAUGUCGUCAACGUUCUUGGCCUUGGUUUUUCGGACGAUGAAGAUGAAGACGAAGAUGGUCAAGACAAUAGUAUGAACGGGAUCAUGAUGCAGCACGCAUAUUCUACUUUGGGUCACGAGCGCAAACCCUCACCAGAUACUGGCCAACAACCACAGGACGACAACGAAGUCGUCGUCUUGCGAGGUUGGCGACCGCCCUCCCCUGAUGGCUCUUCCCUUCAUGAAAGCCGAUACGAUCAGGAGUAUGACUGA